Messenger RNA from Abrus precatorius (Indian licorice), 2396 nucleotides. Its product is annotated as protein kinase and PP2C-like domain-containing protein. The record is from RefSeq and is a predicted model, not a curated record. The transcript is spliced from 12 exons. Gene Ontology annotation, molecular function: ATP binding; protein serine/threonine phosphatase activity; protein kinase activity. Gene Ontology annotation, cellular component: cytosol; nucleus. Gene Ontology annotation, biological process: protein phosphorylation; protein dephosphorylation. Lineage: Eukaryota; Viridiplantae; Streptophyta; Magnoliopsida; Fabales; Fabaceae. Bases 190 to 2169 code for a protein of 659 amino acids.
UGCGCAUGAAACGGCCAAACGUGAAGGAAGUAGGAGGCAGCAUCACGAAAUUUCCAUCGCUAAAACAUGAUAUACCGUUCCUUACUCUUCCAAGUGUAGCCUUCCUGUGUCUUCCUCUUCAAACCUUUUCUUCUUCUUUCUUCUUCUUCUUCAACAACAACAACAACAACAACACAAGAGUCAAGAGCAAUGGGCUUAGAAAUUUUGGAGCCUAACAGUUGCAUUAGGGGUUGCUGCAACAGCGCCUCUAUUCCUCUCCAUCUCCCUCCCUCCUCUUAUACUCUCCUCUCACCUAUUGCCCGAGGGGCUGAGAGUGUUGUUUAUGAAGGGACUUUGGAUGGCGUGAGGGUUGCUGUGAAGAAACCCGUCUUGUCAACUUCAGAAGACAUUCAUAAGUUUCAUAAAGAAUUGCAAUUACUUUGCAAACUAGAUCACCCUGGAAUAGCAACACUUAUUGCCGCCCAUGCAAAACCACCCAAUUACAUGUUUUUCUUCAAGUUGUAUGAGUCUCUGAAUCUCGCACAGAAGUUGCACGUGGAAGAAUGGACCCCGACUCUCAAUGAUGCACUUAUGAUAACCAUGCAGUUAGCAAAGGCUUUGCAAUAUCUGCAUAAUCUCGGGAUUGUGCAUAGAGAUUUGAAACCAGCAAAUAUUCUUCUUGACAAAAAUCUUUGUCCACAUGUCACAGAUUUUGGUUUGGCAGAACACAAGAAUGAUCUUAAGGGAGUAUCUAUAGAGAAUUGGAAGUCUUCUGGAAAGCCUACCGGUGGUUUUCACAAAAAGAACAUGGUUGGAACACUCAUUUACAUGGCACCUGAAAUAUUACGAAAAGAGUUACAUACAGAAAAGUCAGAUGUCUACAGCUUUGGUGUAUCAAUCAAUGAAAUCCUUACUGGUGUUGUGCCAUAUACUGAUCUUCGUGCAGAAGUUCAGGCUCACACAGUGCUUGAGAUGAACUAUACUGAACAGCAACUCACAGCAGCUAUUGUUUCUGAUGGAUUACGGCCAGUCCUUGCUACUGAGGAGUUUGGUAUACCAUCCAGAUUAUUGUCAGUGAUACAGAAAUGUUGGGAUGCAAAUCCUAAAAAUAGACCUUCCUUUGAUGACAUUGUCAAGGAACUAGAAUUUAUUAUGGAGCACAUGACGUUAAAAAAGGCAGAAGAUAUGUGUAUCAGAUCUUCUAAUUUGCAUGUUGUUGCUGAACCUGUGGACAUGACCGAUCACCUCCAGGCUUAUCAAGAGAGUUUUAGCUGGUCCACUCAAGGAGAACUUUUGGCCAGGAGUGCCUCUAGUGCAACUGAUACUGGUUUGAAAACUUGGCAUGAGUCUUAUGAUGAGCAAUUGGCAUACCGUCCAAUACUUUCUUGGGGAUCUUAUGCUACCUGUGGGAGAAGGGAGACUAUGGAGGAUACACAUUUCAUUCUGCCCCAUAUUUGCGAUGAAAAGGAUGUGUAUGCUUUUGGGAUAUUUGAUGGCCAUAGGGGUGCAGCAGCUGCUGAGUUUUCUUCUAGAGCUGUACCAGCUGUUUUACAGACUUCAGGUUUUAUGGGCAGUCCUGCUAAUGCACUAGUGGAAGCAUUCAUUAGGACAGAUGCUGCCUUCAGAAAAGAGCUUGAUUCCUAUCGCAAUGCCAACAGAUGUAUCCAGAAGAAUUGGCAUCCUGGAUGUACAGCAAUUGCUGCUCUUAUAGUAAGGAACAAGCUAUUUGUUGCUAACAUUGGUGAUUGCAGGGCAAUCUUAUGUCGUGCUGGUAAUCCAAUUGCUCUAAGUAAGGAUCAUGUUGCAAGCUGUCUUCAAGAGAGAGAGCGUGUUAUUCGUCAGGGUGGCCAUGUGCAUUGGCAAGUUGAUACUUGGAGAGUUGGUCUUCCUGCGCUUCAGGUUACUCGUUCCAUUGGUGAUGAUGAUCUAAAGCCUGCUGUAACUGCAGAACCUGAGAUAACUGAGAGUUCCUUAUGUGCAGAGGAUGAAUUUCUGGUCAUGGCCAGUGAUGGCCUCUGGGAUGUCAUAAGCAGUAUGGAGGUCAUAAAUACAAUAAAAGAUACGGUUAAAGAGCCUGGAAUGUGCUCUAAGAGAUUGGCUACUGAAGCAGUGGAACGUGGGAGCAAAGAUAACAUCACAGUUAUUGUUGUAUUUUUACGCCCGGUAUCUACAGCAGAGAGAAUUUAUUAGCAUACCUUCCUUUUGAAUGCCCUGAGAUAUGCCACAAAUGGUAUGUACUUAUAUUCCUUUAUUGAAUAAAUAAAAAUGGGUAUUAUGUUUUUCCGUCACCUUCCCCCUUGGAUGAUGAUUGGUUCUGUUGAUUGUAGAACUAUCUUUUAUUUGACCAUAAUUAUUUAUGUGUGUAGUUUUAAUUUGCACAAGACUUAAAAUCAUGUCCAAUCAUCUUGUGAUUCUGU